UCUAAUAUGACCCCGUGAGAGUACAAUACAGUUAUGCACGUAGGAAGUCUUGAAGCAGAUGGGAUGUAAUGUGGUGUGGUCGCGUUGCAUAUUCGCCUUCUUCUCUGCUGCUUCGUAAAGACUGGCCUUUGGUGUCGAUAGAAUGGCGCGGUUUGAAAACGAGGUACCGUCCAGGUAUGGAGGAGGACCCGGCCCAGGGGGCCCCGGUCGCGGCGGCGGUAGACAAGGUGGCCCGCCGGGCCAAAGGGUGUACAAGCAGUCCAUGGCCCAGCGAGCCAGAACUAUGGCCCUGUACAAUCCGAUACCGGUUCGACAGAACUGCUUAACUGUCAACCGUUCCCUGUUCAUCUUCAGUGAGGACAACUUUGUGAGAAAAUACGCCAAAAAGAUCACCGAAUGGCCUCCUUUCGAGUACUUGAUCCUGGCCACCAUCUGCGCCAACUGCGUCGUCCUCGCCCUGGAACAGCACUUGCCUGACGGGGAUAAGACACCCAUGUCUGAGCGCCUGGAUGACACAGAACCCUAUUUCAUCGGCAUCUUCUGCUUCGAGUCGGGCAUCAAGAUCCUGGCUCUGGGCUUUGCCUUCCACAAGAACUCCUACCUACGCAAUGGCUGGAAUGUCAUGGAUUUUGUAGUGGUGCUCACUGGAAUCCUCUCCACGAUUGGGUCGGAGUUUGACCUGCGGACCCUUCGUGCCGUGAGAGUGUUGAGACCCCUCAAAUUGGUGUCUGGGAUUCCCAGCCUGCAGGUGGUGCUCAAAUCCAUCAUGAAGGCCAUGAUCCCUCUCCUGCAGAUUGGUUUGCUGCUGUUCUUUGCCAUUCUCAUGUUUGCCAUCAUAGGCCUUGAGUUUUACAUGGGGAAGUUCCACACCACCUGCUUUGACAUCUACACAGAUGAGAUUCGGGAGGAGUAUCCCUGUGGUGUUGAGCCUCCGUCUCGUCUUUGUCCUAACGGCACCAUCUGUAAGCAGUACUGGCUCGGCCCUAACUACGGCAUCACACAGUUUGACAACAUCCUGUUCGCCAUCCUCACCGUCUUCCAGUGCAUCACCAUGGAGGGCUGGACAGACCUCCUCUACUAUAGCGACGACGCCUCUGGAGGCGCCUGGAACUGGAUGUACUUCAUCCCCCUCAUCAUCAUCGGCUCCUUCUUCAUGCUCAACCUGGUGCUGGGUGUCCUGUCCGGGGAGUUUGCCAAAGAGAGGGAGCGUGUGGAGAACAGGAGUGAGUUUCUGAAGCUGAGGCGACAACAGCAGAUUGAGAGGGAGCUCAACGGCUACCUGGAGUGGAUCUGCAAAGCAGAAGAAGUUAUUCUGGCGGACGAAGACGUCGAAACGGACGACCGGAUGCCCUUUGAUGGGUCGCGGAGAAGGCCCACCCUCAAGAAGAACAAGAACGACCUCUUGAACCCAGAGGAGGCAGAAGGAGACGCUCUAGGCUCUCCGUUCGCCCGUGCCAGCCUGAAGAGCUCCAAGCUGGAGGGCUCCACCUGGGACAAGCGGGAGCGGCGGCUUCGCUUCUUCGUCCGCCACGUGGUGAAGACGCAGGCCUUCUACUGGUCCGUGCUCUGCCUGGUGGGCCUCAACACGCUGUGCGUGGCCGUGGUGCACUACGACCAGCCCGACUUCCUCUCCGACUUCCUCUAUUUUGCCGAGUUCAUUUUUCUGGGCAUCUUCAUGUCGGAGAUGUGCAUCAAGAUGUAUGGACUGGGGACGAACCCUUACUUUCACUCCUCCUUCAACUGCUUCGACUGCAUUGUCAUAUGUGGCAGCAUAUUCGAGGUCCUCUGGGCAAUGAUCCAGCCUGGCACCUCCUUUGGCAUCAGUGUGUUGCGCGCUCUCAGGUUGUUGAGGAUCUUCAAAGUGACCAAGUACUGGGCCUCACUGAGGAACCUGGUGGUCUCCCUGCUCAACUCCAUGAAGUCCAUCAUCAGCUUGCUCUUCCUCCUCUUCCUCUUCAUCGUGGUCUUUGCUCUUCUGGGCAUGCAGCUCUUCGGGGGCCAGUUUAACUUUGAAUCCGGCACUCCCCCUACCAACUUUGAUACCUUUCCUGCAGCAAUAAUGACAGUGUUCCAGAUCCUGACUGGAGAGGACUGGAACGUGGUGAUGUAUGAUGGCAUCGAGUCUCAGGGUGGAGUGCGGACGGGAAUGGUCUUCUCCGUCUUCUUCAUAGUGCUCACACUCUUUGGCAACUAUACCUUGCUUAAUGUAUUCUUGGCUAUCGCUGUGGACAAUCUGGCCAAUGCACAAGAGCUGACCAAGGAUGAGCAAGCGGAAGAGGCAGCAGCCAAAAAAGCGAAUUCCCUUGCGAAAGCCAAGGAGGUGGCUGAAGUGAGCCCACAGUCAGCGGCCAAUCUCUCCAUUGCAGCAGUUACAGUAAGCACAGAGCGUCUCAACGCUUCUGAACAAUUUCUGGACUGUAAAGAGCAGCAGAAGAAUAAUGACCAGAAGAACAACAAGAACUCAGUGUGGGAGCAGCGCACCGUUGAGCUCCGCAAACAGACACUGGUGAACAGCAGAGAGGCCCUUUACAACGAGCUGGAACCAGAAGACCGCUGGAAGGUGAACUACUCGCGUCACAUCCGGCCUGACACGAAGACCCACCUGGACAGGCCGCUGGUGGUGGACCCCCAGGAGAACCGCAACAACAACACCAACAAGACACGGCCGGGAGAGCGCGAGGCCGAGCAGGAGGCCAGGCUCAGUCAGCAGCGUGCCGAGGAGAUCUUCCGCAAGCAGACGCGGCUUCAUGAGCGUGCAGGAAGCACGGGAGGAGGGGAAGGGGGAGAGGGAGGAGGAGGAGGAGGAGGAGGAGGAGGAGGAGGAGGAGAUGAAGGUGCAGGCGCAGGAGGAGAAGGUGGUUCUGGUCCGGGGAGACCUUACGAGAGAGCUGACUCCACCGAGUCCUCUUCACGGCGGAACCGCAAGGAACCGGAGGGCGAGCACCAGAGCCAAAACCACCACAGCCAUCCGCCCCCACACCACCACCACCACCACCACCACCCGUGCGGGAGCGUGACAAACCUCGAGGGAGGGGAGGAGAAGCCACACAGGCGUAGCCACCACAGGGGCCAGAGCUGCCGUACCCGCGACCCGGAGGGGAAAGGCCCCGAGCAGCAGCACCGUAGGCCCCGGGGCCACCGCAGGGCCCACGAGGACGAGGAGGGAGGAGGAGGACGCAGACACCGGAGCAGGAAGAGCGAGGAGGGAGGGGCCAACUCUGAGGGCGGGGAACGCAAGCCCAGGAGGCAUCGCCACAGCGCCCCCUCAGGCAGCGAGGGGGAGUGCAAGCGGGAGAGAGGAGAGAGGGUCCGCCAACACAGAGUCAGGAAGGAAGGCCAGUCAGGCGGACCCACUCUCUCUACCACGCGGCCUAUCCAGAAGAGCCUCUCCAGGCAGGACAGUGUGUACAGUGAGGACCUAGACAACGUGAUGAACAGCAAGCUGGCCACCCAGCCACCCACUGGCACCUCCUCCGGCCGCAACCGUGGCAACGCCAUCACCGCCACCACCACCCACACCAGCCUCCUCAACCUGGCCAACAGCAGCCACAGCCUCUACCAGCCAACCCCCGGCCCCGAGGGGGGGCACAUGCCCAGCCACGCCACCAGCAUGGCCUACCUGACCUGCAUGGGCUACCCACGGCCGGACCACACCGCUCUGGACAUGCCACCCAUGUUCCCCUCGCACAACGCCAUCCUGCAAAUCAAUAGAAAUGCAAACACUGAGCCUCUCCCCAAAAAGGAGGAUAAGAAUGACGACGAUGAUGACCCAAAAGUUAGCGGUGGUCCCAGGCCCAUGCCUCCGUAUUCCUCCAUGUUCAUACUGUCCACCACCAAUCCGUUUCGGAGACUGUGCCAUUACAUUGUUACACUGAGUUACUUUGAAAUGACCAUCCUGUUGGUCAUCGCAAUGAGCAGUAUCGCCUUGGCUGCUGAAGACCCGGUCUGGCCUGAGUCCCCUCGGAACAAUGUGCUGCGCUACUUUGACUAUGUCUUCACUGGAGUCUUCACCUUUGAGAUGCUGAUUAAGAUGGUGGACCUGGGUCUGGUCCUGCACCAGGGCUCCUAUUUCCGCGACCUUUGGAACAUCCUGGACUUUAUAGUGGUUAGUGGUGCCCUGGUGGCCUUCGGCUUCACCAGCGGCGCGGGAGGAAGUAGCAAAAGCAAAGACCUCAGCACCAUCAAGUCUUUGCGUGUGUUGAGAGUAUUGCGGCCUCUGAAGACCAUCAAGAGGCUUCCCAAACUCAAAGCUGUGUUUGACUGUGUGGUGAACUCCCUGAAGAAUGUGCUCAAUAUCCUCAUCGUCUACAUGCUCUUCAUGUUCAUCUUCGCUGUUGUGGCCGUGCAGCUCUUCAAGGGAAAGUUCUUUUACUGCACAGAUGAGUCCAAGGAGUUUGAGCGCGAUUGCAGGGGCGAAUAUUUAGUGUAUGAGCGUGAUAACGAGGUGAAGGCGCAGAAGAGGGAGUGGAAGAAGUACGAUUUCCACUACGACAAUGUGCUCUGGGCCCUGCUCACCCUCUUCACCGUGUCUACCGGAGAGGGGUGGCCGCAGGUGCUGAAACAUUCAGUCGAUGCGACUUAUGAGAAUCAGGGCCCGAGCCCGGGAUACAGGAUGGAAAUGUCCAUCUUUUACGUGGUGUACUUCGUGGUCUUCCCCUUCUUCUUCGUCAACAUCUUCGUGGCUCUUAUCAUCAUCACCUUCCAGGAGCAAGGAGACAAAAUGAUGGAGGACUACAGUCUGGAAAAGAAUGAGAGAGCCUGCAUAGACUUUGCUAUCAACGCCCGGCCGCUGACGCGACACAUGCCCCAGAACAAGCAGACCUUCCAGUAUCGUAUGUGGGAAUUUGUGGUGUCGCCGCCGUUCGAGUAUACAAUCAUGGCCAUGAUCGCGCUCAACACCGUCGUGCUCAUGAUGAAGUAUGAUGGAGCCUCCGACACCUAUAAUGCUGUGCUGGCCAACUUGAACAUCGUUUUUACCUCACUGUUUUCCAUGGAGUGUAUACUGAAGAUCAUUGCCUUUGGGGUUUUGAACUACUUCAAAGACGCCUGGAACAUCUUUGACUGUGUGACAGUCGUCGGGAGCAUCACAGAUAUUCUAGUCACAGAGCUUGGGAUGAAUAACUUCAUAAACCUGAGUUUUCUGCGGCUUUUCCGAGCUGCUCGACUCAUUAAACUGCUCAGGCAGGGCGAGACCAUUCGCAUCCUGCUCUGGACCUUUGUGCAGUCCUUUAAGGCUCUGCCAUACGUGUGCCUGCUCAUCGCCAUGCUCUUCUUCAUCUACGCCAUCAUCGGCAUGCAGCUCUUUGGGAACCUAGCUAUUGAAGAAGAGCAACAGAGUGCCAUCAAUCAACACAACAACUUCAGGGCCUUCUUCCAGGCACUCAUGCUGCUCUUCAGGAGUGCCACAGGAGAGUCGUGGCACGAUAUCAUGCUGUCUUGUCUGGGUGGGAAGAAGUGUGACCGGCUCACUGGCAAUGAAGACAACGAGUGUGGCAGCGAGUUUGCCUACCUCUACUUUGUCUCCUUUAUCUUCCUCUGCUCCUUCCUGAUGCUGAAUCUGUUUGUGGCUGUCAUCAUGGACAACUUCGAGUACCUCACGAGAGACUCCUCUAUUUUGGGGCCUCACCAUUUGGACGAGUAUGUGAGGAUAUGGGCCGAGUAUGAUCCUGCUGCCUGUGGCAGAAUCAGUUACGUUGAUAUGUAUGAGAUGCUCAGGCAAAUGUCUCCACCGUUAGGCCUGGGGAAGAAGUGCCCGGCACGGGUUGCCUACAAGGUAGAAGGCCUCUCUGUGGGGCCAGCGCUGUGUUUGUAGUGUUGGUGUUUUUUGUUUUGAUUUGUUUUCUCUCUCUCUUUUUCUGUUCAUUUCUUUUUCUGUGUCUUUUUGUCGAACGGGAGCGCUAUUGGGGGAGGGUUGUGGGUGGCAUAGUAGGAGCAGUCAGGCUCAUCCACAGGGAGGGGGGAACGGAAGGAUCUUCUCAGUGCUAUUGCACCGUAUGCCGCACCCUCAUAAACACACACACACACAGACAGACAGACACACACACACACACACACACACAUUGACAGAUGCAUAAACACUGUACUAUCACAUAUAUGCAUGCAACUCACAUAUUCAAAUCUGUGUGUCACUUAGGCGAUCUUGCUCAUUCAAAACAACUGAACUAAUCUUGUCCAAUAAAACUGGACAUCAACCGCUAAUAAUAAUCAUAUUGAUAACAUCCUCCAGGAUCCUGAUGCAACACAUACAUUGAAGUGAAUGCUUUAAUGUAUAUACGCUCAAAUUGUGGGGAAAGGGAAGAGUAGCAUUCAGCAUAUGUACACACAGCCUACACAUGCUCAGAAUCACACACACACACACACACACACACACACACACACACAUGCUCCCAUACACUCACCAAAGUGCGAGUGCAGCAGGGCUGGGAAGGGCCAAAGGACUUCAGUCCUCCGAGUCUCCUCUGCCUGUGGAUGGCGCUACACAUCAAUCAAUCAGACACGCGCCCCAGUGACUGUUCUUGUGGAGGACCAGGUCUCUGUCUCUCUCGUUUGAUUUUGUGUUCACGCACACACACAGACAUACAUGCAUAUACAUAAAAAAAACUUUUUUUAAAAACAAACAUUAGCUUCUUUUACAGGAAAGAGGGCAGAAGUAGGCUAAAGAAGCUUAAAAUAUUCGAUUUGAAUUACCGGAUACUAUAGUGUUAUUUUCUUUCUUUUUCGUUUUGAAGCAACUAGCUUUUUAAAAACCCCAAACCGUUUCCCCCGGCAACUGAAUUGCCGUGCCGACCGGCUUACCGUACCUGUCCUUUGUUUCUUCUUCUGUCAAUGCAGUUGGAAUCUGUUUCCAGCUCCGCCAGCAUGCUAGACCCCCCCCCCCCCCCAGUCCCCCCCAGAGUCCUGC
Molecule: messenger RNA, 6901 nt
Organism: Clupea harengus (Atlantic herring)
Lineage: Eukaryota; Metazoa; Chordata; Actinopteri; Clupeiformes; Clupeidae
Gene: cacna1aa
Product: calcium channel, voltage-dependent, P/Q type, alpha 1A subunit, a
Exons: 41
Coding region: 143-5812 (1889 amino acids)
Biological process (GO): chemical synaptic transmission; calcium ion import across plasma membrane
Cellular component (GO): membrane; voltage-gated calcium channel complex; neuronal cell body
Molecular function (GO): high voltage-gated calcium channel activity
Source: RefSeq, a predicted model, not a curated record